Messenger RNA from Chrysoperla carnea, 2217 nucleotides. RefSeq names its product zinc finger protein OZF-like. Bases 85 to 1797 code for a protein of 570 amino acids. NCBI's taxonomy places the organism in Eukaryota, Metazoa, Arthropoda, Insecta, Neuroptera, Chrysopidae. Gene Ontology annotation, molecular function: DNA-binding transcription repressor activity, RNA polymerase II-specific. The record is from RefSeq and is a predicted model, not a curated record. Gene Ontology annotation, biological process: regulation of immune system process; regulation of cytokine production; negative regulation of transcription by RNA polymerase II. The transcript has a single exon.
AUUUACAUUUACUGAUUAAAAUGGCCCUGCUGAAUAAAAAUAAAUAAUUUAUUCAAUUAGCCGAACAACAAAAAACUUUAUGAAAUGGCUAAAAAUUCAUUUCAUGAUGAAAUCAAUCGUGUGAGUGAAAAUGAAGAGGACGUUAAACUUGAUAAAGAAAUAAAACAAGAAAUAGAAGAAUAUGAUCCAUGGGAUCCAUUAGCGAUUAGAAUUAAAGAAGAACCAACUGAUGAAAAUGAACCUAAUGAUCUAUGGGAUCCACUGCAACGAAAGAUUAAAGAAGAAAUACUUGAUGAAAGUGAACCGGUUAAAAGUGAUUUUAUAGAGAAUAAAGAAAUCAAGGAAGAAAUUAAAGAAGAGAGUGAUGAUGAACGUGGAGAACUAUUCGUAAAUGAUGAUUUGUUCGUCGACAAGCAGGAAGAUAAUGAAUCAGAAUCCAAAAUUAAGGAUGAAGAACAGUCACAAAUUCAACCUGGAGACGUAUUGGAAGUUAAAAUUGGUGAUAAUAAUUUAUCAUGUGAAACUUGUCACAAAAAAUUUAAUUCAGAAAGUGAUUUAACUGAACAUAAACUAACUCACAAUGAAGAAAAGUCAUUUUUAUGUGAUAUUUGUGGUAAAAGUUUUAAAGGUUAUACCAACUUGAAAGGCCAUAAACGAAAUCAUUACAGGGAAAAAUCUUAUUCAUGUGAUGUUUGUGAAACGAAAUUUUAUUCACAAAGUAGUUUAACUAAACAUAAACUAAUUCACAGUGGAGAAAAGCCAUUUGCAUGUGAUGAAUGCGGUAAAAGUUUUAAUGUUAUUACCAAUUUGCAUAGGCAUAAACGAGUUCAUACUGGCGAGAGACCAUUUCCAUGUGACAUUUGUGAAAAAAGAUUUAGCUCACAAGGUGCUUUAAAUCAACAUAAAAUAAUUCAUACUGGAGAAAAACCAUUUUCCUGUGAUUAUUGUGGUAAAUCUUUUAAUGCUAGUAGUUAUUUAAAGGAACACAUACGAAUUCACACGGGUGAGAAACCUUUUUCAUGUAAAGAAUGUGAUAAAAGAUUUAAUUCACAAAGUCGUUUAGCUCAACAUAGACGUAGUCACAGUACAGAAAAACCAUUAUUUUGUGAUGUUUGUGGUAAAAAUUUUAAGACUAGUAGCCAUUUGAUUGAACAUAAGCGAACUCAUACUGGAGAAAAACCUUUUGUUUGUGAAGAAUGUGGUAAAGGUUUUACUCGACAAAGUGUUUUAAAUCAACAUAAACGGAUACAUACCGGAGAAAAACCAUUUACGUGUGAUUUGUGUGGUAAAAAAUUUGGUGCAAAUAACGCUUUGACUAAACAUAGACGAAUUCACACGGGAGACUUGCCAUUUACCUGUGACGUAUGUGGCAAAAAGUUUAAUUCACAAAGUAAUUUAAAUCAGCAUAAACCAAUUCACAGUGGACCUUUAGACAGACCUUUUACAUGUAAUUAUUGUGGGAAAUCUUUUAAUGUUAGCAGCCAUUUGGCAGCACAUGUACGAACUCACACAGGAGAAAGACCUUUUACAUGUGACGUUUGCAGUAAAAGCUUCAAUACGAAUAGCACAUUAACUAAACAUAAGCGAAUUCAUACCGGAGAAAGACCAUAUGUAUGUGAUAUUUGUGGUAAAGGAUUUUAUUCAUCCGGUGAUCGUAAUAAACAUAGAAAAAUCCAUACUGGGGAAAGUAAACGCGAGCGAUUGCAAAAAAAGUCUAGAGGAGAACCAUCGGGGCAAUGGCCCAAUCCAAAAGUUGCAUUAAAUCCGAAAGUAUGGCAGCCAAGUGGUUUAAUGUAAUGGGUAGUUAAAUUGACUAAAGGUGCAGGAUAAACUCUAUGCAAUAAAUAAAUUUAAAAUUGAAAUGUGAGGCAUUCCAAUCCAGCAAAAUCACUAAAGGUGUAGGAUACACUGAGCAACGUAUUAUUUCAAAAAGGCUUGAAUUUUACUCUCCUAAUGUCAUAGUUACGGAAUAAAUCAUAUAGCAUGGUCUAAAUCAUGAAUCUUCGGACAUGAUGAGGUUCACAGCUGUAUUGUUAAUAAAACACACGUAAAAGAUUAAUUACUGAAAGAUAUUUUUCUUGUAUUAGUAAUUGUUUUAUGUUUGUAACAAAACUUUUACUUAAAAAAGUUAAACUUAAUGUAAAAUAGAAACAUAUCUAAAUAAAAGAAAAGAAUGUCAUUAGUGUCUGGAAACGUAAAUUAAAUAUUAAAAGUUUG